CAAGUUGAAUGUCAUCGUGUGACACGGACGGGGAGGCUAUCGGGGAUAUCAAUUUCUGAAACCUAGCACUUUAGUCAGUCACCCGCGAUUGAGCUCCGCGCACAGAAUGAAGUCAACAUUGCAUCUGGCGCUACAAUUCGCCGUCUUAUUAUUUUAUUUCAAUGAAGUGACUCCGUUAAAUAUUCUCGGCAUUUUCCACCAUCCGGGCAAAAGCCAUUUCUUCGUGUUCGAGCCGUUCUUAAAAGAAUUGGCUAACAGAGGGCAUAAUGUGACAGUCGUAUCUCAUUUCCCCCUAAAAACGCCGCUGAAAAACUACCGGGACAUAAGUUUGGCGGGAAAAGUGAAAGUUAUUGAAGAUGUGUUUCCUAUUGAACGUUCUUAUUUAACCCUCAUGAAAAUCAGUUCUUUCCUUGUGAAGACUGGCAACACCAACUGUGAGCUGAUGCUGGAAGAUGAGCAGGUGCAGAGCUUGUGGAAGACCAACACUAAGUUUGAUGUAGUGGUUACUGAACUGUUCAACAGUGACUGCCCAUUGGGUAUAGCGUACGGGCUAAAGGCUCCCGUUGUUGGUUUAACUUCGGAUGCCCUGUUACCGUGGCACUACAAAAUGUUUGGGGUUCCGUUCAAUCCUUCGUACGUGCCUUUCAUAUUGACGGAUGGGGGCAGCCGGCCGACGCUAUUCCAACGUGUAGAAGCUACAGUUGUCGACUUGUACUUCAAUUUUAUCUACAAAUACUUCAGUCAGAGGCCAACCCGGGCAAUGCUUCUGCCCCACUUCGGUGACGUUCCAGACUUAGAGGAAUUAGGGAAAGAUAUCAAAAUAGGACUCGUAUAUCAUAAUUUUGUUAUGACUGGGUCCAGACUAUUCCCUGCUAAUAUUAAAGAGGUUGGAGGAUACCAUGUUGCUAAGCCGAAGCCGUUACCUGACGCUCUUCGCAAGUUCAUCGAAGAAUCGGAGCACGGUGUAAUUUACAUCAGUUUUGGAUCAAUGUUGCAGUCGAAAUCUUUGCCAAAAGAAAAACUGGAUGCGAUAUUAGGAGCAUUAUCUGAACUCCCCCAACGCGUUGUGUGGAAAUACGAAGGGUCUACCCUUCCUGGAAAUCCCGAGAAUAUUUUCAUAUCGGAUUGGCUGCCGCAAAAUGACAUAUUAGCGCACCCGAAGGUCUUAGCGUUUUACUCCCACUGUGGCAUGCUGGGCACCACAGAGGCUAUGUACCAUGGAGUUCCCAUGGUUGGGAUGCCGAUCUUUGGAGACCAGCCCUCAAACGCGGCAGCCGUUGAAGAGAGCGGCCUUGGACUAAGAGUUCAGUUUUGGGAUCUUACCAAAGAAAAACUGUUGGAAACGUUGAAACAAAUUUUGAGGCCUGAGUUUAGAGCAAAUGUGAAGCGGAUAUCCCGCGCGUGGCACGACCAGCCCUCGUCUCCCAUGGACAGCGCCAUCUUCUGGACGGAGUACGCGGCGCGACACACCAACAUCACCUACAGAACUAGAGCGGCAGACGUGCCCACCUAUCAAUACCUCAAUUUAGAUAUUUUAAGUGUGCUCAUUGGAGUUCCUUUAGCUUUAAUGUUUGUAGUGUAUAAAAUUUGCUGUUCGAACUCGAAAAGAACUGUAAAAAAUGUGAGUAAUGGUAAGUCGAAGUCUAAACGGGAAUAAUAAAAAAUAUAUAACUUA
Molecule: messenger RNA, 1675 nt
Organism: Plutella xylostella (diamondback moth)
Lineage: Eukaryota; Metazoa; Arthropoda; Insecta; Lepidoptera; Plutellidae
Source: RefSeq, a predicted model, not a curated record